UUCCAGCCGGUUUCCGCUCUCCGCUUCACUUUCCUCUCGAGUCUCCUUCGUUCCUGUCGCAAUGUUCUCCCGUUCCCGGUGCCUGGCUCGGAGCCUGAGCCGCUUCACCGUCAGCCGCAACCCCGGGAGCCGGCAGGGAAAUGGCUCACAAGGAUGCAAAGGUCUCUCUGGUCUUUUGGUGUGCUAUAGAUCUAUCUAUGAUAGAAGCAGGCAGCUUCCAGAAAAUGUCUCUAAAUUUAGCCUCUUCCGCAUCCGACAUUUUAGGACGUCAGCAGUCUUUAAUGACGUGCUAACAGUUAAUACACCAGCAUUUGCAGAGUCUGUCACAGAGGGAGAUGUCAGGUGGGAAAAAGCUGUUGGUGAUACAGUAGUUGAAGAUGAGGUGGUGUGUGAAAUUGAAACUGAUAAGACAUCAGUACACGUUCCUGCUCCACAUGCUGGUGUCAUUGAGGAACUCCUGGUCCCUGAUGGGGGUAAGGUGGAAGGAGGAACCCCUCUCUUCAAACUCAGGAAGACAGAAGCUGGUGCUGCAAAGCCAAAACCAGCAGCCACUCCUAUCCCCAAACCAGAAGCAGCAGCAGCACCACCACCACCACCACCACCUGCAACCACAGCAGGGGCAAUUCCUACCACAAUGCCACCUGUACCACUGGUAAAUAUGCAGGCCAUGGAUAGUAAACCUGUGUCAGCAGUGAAACCUACUGUUGGACACUUGGCCCCAGCUUCGGAUGUGGGAGUGAAAGGUGUCAGAUCAGAGCAUAGGGUUAAAAUGAACAGAAUGCGACUUCGAAUUGCACAACGGCUAAAGGAGGCUCAGAAUACUUGUGCCAUGCUGACCACCUUCAACGAAAUUGACAUGAGCAACAUCCAGGAAAUGAGAACUCUACACAAAGAAACCUUCCUCAAGAAGCACAACAUGAAGCUCGGUUUCAUGUCUGCAUUUGUCAAAGCAUCCAGUUUUGCUCUGCAAAAUCAGCCAGUGGUAAAUGCUGUUAUCGAUGAUACAACCAAAGAAGUGGUCUACCGAGAUUAUAUAGACAUCAGCGUAGCUGUAGCAACACCAAAGGGCCUGGUAGUCCCUGUAAUCCGAAAUGUUGAAACAAUGAACUAUGCUGAUAUUGAGAAAGCGAUCAAUGAGCUAGGAGAGAAGGCCCGUAAAAAUGAGUUGGCUAUAGAAGACAUGGAUGGAGGUACUUUCACUAUCAGUAAUGGAGGAGUGUUUGGCUCAAUGUUUGGGACACCAAUUAUCAACCCACCCCAGUCUGCCAUCCUAGGCAUGCACGGUAUCUUUGAUAGACCAGUUGCAGUCAAGGGCCAGGUUGUGAUCCGUCCCAUGAUGUAUGUGGCCCUAACCUAUGACCACCGUUUGAUCGAUGGCAGAGAAGCAGUACUUUUCCUCCGAAAAAUUAAAGCUGCAGUUGAAGACCCCCGUGUGCUGCUCCUUGACAUUUAAACUCUAAUAGUUAUUUAAAAAAAUACUCAACCCAACCUAUACAUUUUCACAUAUUAAAUGUUUGUUAAACCUUUUUUUGAUGUUUAAAAUUAUAAAUGAAUGUUUUAUGGACAGAUUGCAAUUCUGUAGGAAUAGUAGGAAUGAUUUAUGGAAGGAUAUUGCAUGUCAGAGACUUUACAGCUAAUUUAUAUUUUGAGCAAACAUGCUAACAUGGCUAACUUGUCUCUGGUCAUUUUUUUUUGUUGGGGGAAGCAGCUUUGAGCUCUCUCCUUCAUAAUUUGGUAUUAAGUGAGCAUGGAACUAGCAGUUACACUAAAAGAAAUCUCAAAGAUUGAAUGCAAGAGCUGAAAAUGUCAUGCUGAUAUGUUAGGAUUGUGCACCUGAGAUUGUUGCUGUAGAGGAACUUCUAACAUACUGUUCUUGGGGAGUGUUUCACAGUUGUGGAGCAGUGCUGAAAUGUUUCAUUCCCCACCAUUAACAAUUCUUUAUCUUGAUCACAAAAAUGCACUGCCCCACAGGAGAAUACUGCAGCAACAUUAUUCCCCGUCCACUCAAAGUACAUGUAGAAGGUAAAUGCACAGUUUUUAAAAAAUCAUUCUAGGACCUUACGUUGCAAAAAUGUUGCUGUUUCUGCAGCAGAAUUACUUAAAUUAUAAUGAUUUGAGCAUAUUUGAUCUUAACUUCCCACAGUUUCCAUGUGACCAUAAUACCAGGCUUCAUGUUGACAGCAUUAACAUGUGGUCCUGCAAUUUAUUAUUGCUGUCAAAACUUGUACUCAUUUUUAAAGAAAGAAGCUCAGAAAAUGUCAUGGGUAACAAAAAGAUAGAUAAUGGGGUACCAUAUCUCUAAAGUGAAGGGCAAACCUUCAUAUCCCAAAACCAAUUUGGAGAGUAACGCCAGCUCAGGCAACCUGAAUUACAAAGUUAUUUCCAUAAGGCACAAAGUUAGAAGUGUAUAGUUACAGUUAGUGUAGGGAGGUCACUGUUGUCUCAAGUCUUAGGAAUAAAUUUACUAUAUGAAAAUGUUGUGUUUACACUUGUGUUAAGCCUGUUUAGGUUUUUCCUUUUGCUAUAGCCCUGUAUCAGAUUCACUGCUUUUUCAUUCUCUUCUCCCUUCAUCACCCCUCUUUACAAACUGCUCAACUAAAAUUAGGGACUUAAAAGCACCUUUGCACCAGGAACAGGAGUCCUUAUGUUCCACUCUGCUGUGCAGCAUGACGUUACCCAGUUCUCCAAGCAUUGCACCAUGGGACCAGGUCACUACUUAGUUGGGUGAAAACAGAACAGUAUCUUUCAAACCAGACACUGCUUCCUCCACAUUGGAAUUAGUUCCUACCCUCAGAAUUAAGUUGAAUAAAUACACACAACUUUUUCAUCCUGUACAGUGUCGAGGUCGGCAGACAGUAUUAGGAUUAGUAUGAUGAUAGGGUUGGAAAAUGUAUUCACAAAGUUGGGUAUUAUUUGAAUAAACAGAUCUGUGAAUCUUUUUGCCAUGUAGAAAUAUUCCUACAGCCCUUGCUGAACUUAGUUUUUAAGUGAUCAUUAGCUGUAAACUACUACCUGACAUGCAGUGUUCUUCUCACAUUGAUGGAUUAUAAUUGUACAAAUUCAUAAGUUAGUUGGAAGCCAGUUCUGAAAUGAAAAUAAGGGCAACAAUCUUCUAUUCCUGUGGAGAAGGUACCAGGCAGUCAGCAGGAAUUUGCCAGUCUUGCACUGUAGUCGUAAGUAUACAGUACAUGUAAAAAUUGAAAAUGACAGGCUGGGUGGGAGGAGUUGACACUUCUGAGUUUUAUUGUUUGGUGGGAGUGCUGGUGGAAGGGAAUGAGGAGAAUAUUAGCAUUAAAUUUUACCUUACAAGGUAAGCAUGACCUCCUUGCUGUCACUGGGUGUUAACUGAAAAAUGAGCCAUAUCCCCAGCUGUCAUCCUUUUCAUUGAUGAGCACAAAUAUACAGAGUCACAGAAAUGCUGCUCCCGCAGAUUCACACGGACUUGCACAUAACGCGUAUCAAUAUUACUUCCCUUAAACUGCACAACUUUUAAAUAUUUGUUACAUGGUUGGGCCAUGUUUUUACUUGUGACACAUUCAAAUCCGUUGCAGUCCUGCCCAUGGGAGAUGGUUAGAUGUAUGUGUGCUAUUUUUUUUUAAAUUACCUGCACCGCAGUGCGGUCAAUGGGAGGAAGAAAGCCACCCUGUGAGUGAGAAAUAGACCUGUUAUUGAAAAAAAUACAGAGAGCAAACUACUGGUGGGUUCUUGAGGGCUUGCUGCCAUGCAAACUCGAAUUCAUGUGUCAGAUGGAUGCACUAAUGUGAUGGUUUAUACUUGAUUGUACUAUUUGAUCAUCUCCCAGUUGGUGCUUUUCCUUAUGUGGUUUUCAUGAUGUUUGGUGUUGCCUUGCACCAGUCGGCCAGUUAUUAAAAUUCCAAAGAAAUCUAAAUUAAUAAGCAGUAAUGAAACAGUAAGUCAGAAUGAUGCAAAGAAGAAAUUGCGAUGUAAUGGUUAUAUUGAAAACAAAAAUAAAUGUAUCUAACUGUU
Molecule: messenger RNA, 3987 nt
Organism: Carcharodon carcharias (great white shark)
Lineage: Eukaryota; Metazoa; Chordata; Chondrichthyes; Lamniformes; Lamnidae
Gene: dlst
Product: dihydrolipoamide S-succinyltransferase
Exons: 15
Coding region: 62-1453 (463 amino acids)
Biological process (GO): tricarboxylic acid cycle
Cellular component (GO): oxoglutarate dehydrogenase complex
Molecular function (GO): dihydrolipoyllysine-residue succinyltransferase activity
Source: RefSeq, a predicted model, not a curated record